AUGCGAGUCCAAAAAAAUUUUCCUGGGACAAGAAGAUUUCAUUUUCUUGACACUUCCGUCCGUCUCUAUAAAGCCGCCCUAAAAGGUGACUGGCCAGCUGCAAAGGAAGGACUUGAUAAAUAUCCAGAAGCCGUUACAUAUUCCAUAACAAGACAUGGGGAUAAAGUUCUUCACAUCGCAGCUGCAGCAGAGCACACAGGUUUUUUAAAAGAACUGGUAAAACGAAUGAAUCGGAACGAAUUAGCACUGAAAAAUUUUCAUGAAAAUACGGCCAUUUGCUUCGCUGCUGCAUCAGGACUCGUGCCAAUUGCUGAGGAGUUGGUAAAGAAUAACAAAGAACUGCCAAUGAUCCGUGGCAGUAAAGGAAUGACACCGCUUUGCAUGGCAGUUUUGCAAGGACGUAGAAACAUGGUGGCUUAUCUAUACUCUGUCACUGCUCUUAUACGUUUGACUCCUCUUGAACGCAUUGAUAUCCUGGUUGCUUGUAUUUCCAAUGAUUUGUAUGCUUUGACUAUGAUCAAAUCAAUUGUGCUGCAUGCUUUUACGGACAGAGAUAGCAUUGCUAAUUCUGAAAGAUUAUCCUGA
Messenger RNA from Juglans regia (Persian walnut), 585 nucleotides. RefSeq lists its product as uncharacterized. The record is from RefSeq and is a predicted model, not a curated record. NCBI's taxonomy places the organism in Eukaryota, Viridiplantae, Streptophyta, Magnoliopsida, Fagales, Juglandaceae. The coding region runs from base 1 to 585 and encodes 194 amino acids. The transcript has 2 exons. Gene Ontology annotation, molecular function: protein binding.